Molecule: messenger RNA, 1155 nt
Organism: Danaus chrysippus (African queen)
Lineage: Eukaryota; Metazoa; Arthropoda; Insecta; Lepidoptera; Nymphalidae
Source: the annotation of a GenBank genome assembly
AUGGACGAAAAAUCUAACAAUAAUACUUGGUUUCGACCUUCAAUCUCCGAUCUAUUAAAAUUAUUCGAAAUGAAAACAAUCCACGCAAAAUCCAAUCCUUGUUCUGGAACAAGUAGCCCCAGGAAAGAGAAUGUUUCGCCUUGCCCACCGAUAGCUGACAAAGCUGGAGGAGGCGAUGCACCACCCGCGAAGAAAUGUGCAUGCAGAGUACAAGAUAGCUCGAAAUCUGCGAGUGAUCGGGGUAUUACUGGGGCUGGGGUGACUGGUUCAAGAACUGGAAGAAUCUGUGACAGAGAAGACGAGCCUCCGCUUCCCCUGGGAGCCACAAAUCCUGGACUCCUUCGCCACAUACACAACGCAGCACGACACCGUAUACCACAAUGUUUCGAGGGCGCCUGUGUGUCCAUGAAACAUAGUUCUACAAGCAACUGGGUGGUUGGGCAUUCUAUGUCGUUCAGUUCCGUUACUCCAGGCGGUUACAAGAUUUUAUUGUCGUACGCUGAUAAGAAAAGGUCUAUCGGCUUGCCAUAUUUUGUGAUGGAAGCGGCUCCGGGUGGUCAGAUGAGUUGUGAGAUACGUGUCGGUCCGACCGCAGGUACAAGAGCGACGGUCGUAGCUCAAGUCGCUGAUGGGGAAAUUUAUAGCUUCGAGGGCAUCUACGACGCUUACUUUAACAAUUUCACCGCUUCAAUUAUCGCCGUCAAUCGCGAGUUCAUUGCUCUGCAUUUCUUACAAGCUAUUACCGAUCAAAUUUCUCUUGGAGCGGAGGUGGUAGCCCGGAGUCAUGCGGCUGAAUUAAGUUCUGCUUCGGGCGCGGCUCGCUGGGUAGCUGAAAAUCAUUCUGUCAGCGCAACACUUGGAAACCGUGGUCUUGACUUAUGCUAUGCGAGGAAUAUUAAACCAUUCCUGACUGUUGCUGCUAUGCUUGAAGUGGGUUUUGCUAUACGUCGAGCGGUGGCCACACUGGCCUACGAGUGGCACACUGACCAGUGGACGGUGAGAGCUUCCGUGGAUUCCGACGGACUCGUGGGCGCCACGUUACAAAGAGCACUAGGUGGGAAGAGAUCACACCUAGCUUGUGCUAUAUCAGCACUCCUCAAUCACCCGAACGAUAAAUUCAGGCUGGGAUUCGGAGUUACCGCGGCAAUCAUAUAA